GCCCAGGCAGCCGUAUCGAUCACAGAAGCGAAAUGAAGCUGGGACGGCUGGAACGUCAAGGCUCUCUGGCCACCGGCCAACCAGAAGCGCUGGGGCGAAGAAGGGGACGACACCGACACCGACACCGGCGGCGCCGGUGAGCUCGCUCCUCUCCUAUAAAUACCACGGCUCGCCUCCCGUUCUCUGCAUCCAGCACACAGAUCGAGUUGAUCGAUAAGGCGGAGCCAUGGCUGCUUCUUCCACGACCACCAUGUCCUUUGUCUUCGUCCUGGCGUUGCUGCUCUCGUGCGGUGGCGUCAGCAACGCGGCGCGGCGGAUGCAGGAGCUCCCGAAGCCCGACGUGGCGCCGCUGCCCAAGCCUGAGGAACCGCUGCCGGUGCCCUCGCAACCCCUGCCCAAGCCAGAGCCGCUGCCUGUGCCUGAGCCACUGCCGGUGCCACCCCAGCCACUACCCAAGCCAGAGCCGAUGCCGGUGCCACCACAGCCAAAGCCCGAGCCGCUGCCGGUGCCCCCGCAGUCCCUGCCCAAGCCUGAGCCACUUCCCGUGCCACCACCGCCCCUUCCCAAGCCGGAGCCGCUGCCGGUGCCACCGCAGCCCCUUCCCAAGCCGGAGCCGCUGCCGGUGCCACCGCAGCCCCUUCCCAAGCCGGAGCCGCUGCCGGUGCCACCACAGCCCAAGCCGGAGCCGCUGCCAGUGCCACCACAGCCCCUGCCAAAGCCUGAGCCCCUGCCCGUGCCACCACAGCCGAAGCCUGAGCCGCUGCCGGUGCCACCGCAGCCCCUGCCCCAACCCGGGCUGCCGGUGCCGCCGAAGCCAUGAUCGAUGAGCUAUGGCAACAUAUUAUUGACACGGCGCUCCAGUGAUUAUUUUCUACUGUAUCUUGCUCAUCCGUGUGACCAUGCGUGAUGCUUUCACAGAUUUGUAUAGCUAGUGUGUAUCAUAUUUGCAGUGUGGAAUGGUGUGUGCAUUGCCAUGCCAUCUCAUCUGAUCAGGCCAUGAUCUGUGUAUUCUGGCUGAGAUCCAUGUGUAUAAAUAAAUAAAUGGAUUCGUUUGUAUAUUC
Messenger RNA from Panicum virgatum (switchgrass), 1061 nucleotides. Its product is annotated as protein TsetseEP-like. The coding region runs from base 227 to 820 and encodes 197 amino acids. The record is from RefSeq and is a predicted model, not a curated record. NCBI's taxonomy places the organism in Eukaryota, Viridiplantae, Streptophyta, Magnoliopsida, Poales, Poaceae. The transcript has a single exon.